CUGACCCGGAUACAGACGGCGCUGCCCGCCGGGGAGCGCGGAGCCCGGCCGGCCCCGCCGACAGAGCGAAGCGGUGUGCCCUGGCGGCGCCAUGGGGCUGUGGUGAGCGCCCGGCACCCCCGCCUGCCCGCCCUGCCGUGCCUCUCCUCCCGCCUCUGCGGCCAUGGCCCCCAUGGGGAUCCGCCUCUCGCCGCUCGGCAUGGCCGUGUUCUGUCUGCUGGGGCUGGGCGUCCUCUACCACCUCUACUCCGGCUUCCUGGCCGGCCGCUUCGCCUUCUUCAUGUUGAGCGAGCCGGCGGCCGGCGGGCCCGAGACCCCCCGCGGCUCCGCGCCAGCUGGCGCCGUGGACCUGCGGGAGCUGCUGGCCGUGUCCGUCCUGGCCGCUGUCAGGGGCGGGGAGGAGGUGAAGCGGGUCCGCGAGGGCAACGUCCUCAACGCCAAGGCGAAGGGGAAGACGCGGGAGGGGGCCGAGGAGCAGCUGACGAGCGGCGACCUCCUCUCCAACCGCAGGAUGUUCUACCUGCUGAAGGGCGCCUUCCCCGCCGUGCAGAUAAACUCUGAAGAGCGUGUUGAUACGGCUGAUCAGGAGACAAUCUCUUGGGACCGCAGUAUUCCUGAAGACAUAAAACAAAAAAUACAGCCUAAAGAGGUUCCAGCAGAAAGUGUUACUGUCUGGAUCGAUCCGUUAGAUGCUACGCAAGAAUACACAGAGGAUCUUCGACAGUAUGUCACAACAAUGGUUUGCGUGGCUGUAAAUGGUAAACCAGUAAUAGGAGUGAUACACAAGCCAUUCUCAGCAUAUACAGCCUGGGCAAUGGUGGAUGGCGGGUCAAACGUAAAAGCUCGUUCCUCCUACAAUGAGAAAACUCCAAGGAUCAUUGUAUCCCGCUCCCAUGCAGGAAAAGUUGAGCAGGUUGCACGGCAGACGUUUGGAAAUAAGACUGUGAUAAUCCCAGCUGGUGGAGCAGGUUAUAAAGUGUUGGCCCUCCUUGACGUGGCUGAAAAAAAUCAAGAAGAAGCUGAUGUGUAUAUCCAUGUCACCUACAUUAAGAAGUGGGACAUAUGUGCUGGAAAUGCAGUGUUGAGAGCAUUGGGUGGCCAUAUGACUACCCUGACUGGUGAAGAAAUUAGUUACACUGGCUCAGAUGGCAAUGAGGGAGGACUUAUAGCCAGUAUCAACAUGAACCAUAAAGCACUAAUUGAAAAACUUCCAGAUCUGGAAAAAACAUCACAUAAAUAAACCUGGCUGAUGGAGAAGUACAAGUCAUGUUUCUGUAGCCUCCAAAUGCUCUGCCUGAAGAAGCAGGUGUGAAAACCUACUGGGAAAGAUGCACAGCAAAGCAAAGCAGUUUGGUGUGGGUUUGGGGACUGUAUCGUGCAUUGGGUUUCUUCAGUGGUGGUAUUUAAAAAAAGAAUAAAAUAAUAAUAAUCAGAAGUAGGAAGGGGACUGACUGCCUCACACUUCAGUUUCCAUGUUUCAUUUUUUUCAGACUGUUUUCAUGCAGUUCUUAUAUUCAAGGUGCAUACACAGUAUAUAUUUGUGAACGUAGGUGAACUAAAGAAAAAUCCAAAUUGAUUCAUAAAAUAACCUAAGUAGUUUUCACAGGAAUUUCUUGGAACCUUUUACAUCUUGUUACUGUAGUUGUAGCAUCUCCAUAAUGAAUUAGGUAGGAAAAAAGGUUGAUCUGUACAGGCAUCUGAUAACUCUGUAAACAAUUUAGCAGGAAACAUGACCCUGUGUUCUGUAUCCCCUGAACAGAAAGCACAAGAAGGUUGACGCAAAUUUAUAUGCAGCAACAGUUUAUCUUUGACAGCGUGGCACUCUUUCUGAUUUUUAAGACAAAAAAAAGAAAAGUUCUGUACUAUUUUGACUUUUUUCCUGAAGAUGUAAACCAGUUUAGUUCAGGUGGGUUGUGAAUAUCAAUGUUUUGUUAAUCAGUGUAAUUAUUUCCAUAUACCUUUUAAAAAGAAGGCAACGUUUCCUUGUAUAGUUUUUAACAGUUACUUCUUGUCCUUGAUUUCUGCGUACAGUGUUGAAGAUGCAUGCUGGAUUUUUCUCUAAUGUAGGACUUGUUCAUCAUUUGGUGCUUAUGCCUAUAGAAGCAGCUUCUUCAUUCAGUACUUGUUUUUUUUGUCUAUUUGUUUAUUUCCGUUGGACAGAGUCAUGUGGAAUGAGUUCAACAGAAGUAGUAAGUUGAUUGGUUGUUUCCAUUUGUACCAUGAGAGAUAAACCAGCAAUUUUUCUACAACCCCAGAAAUAACUUUCUGUCUUUUUAGGUUAAGGCGCACUCUUUUCUGCAGAAAGCUCCUGGGCUCCAAACAGCUUGUGGUUCCUUGGUUUGUGGAAAUUUACAUAAAGAGAGACCGUUUGAACUUGAAUCUGUUUAAGCAAGUUAGAAGAACAUGUGGCACUUGUACUAAAGUACAGCAGGGUCUGCAAAACUUUACUGAAAAACAUGCUUUGUCAGUCCAAUAUACGCAGAACAGAACAUGGGCCCUUUGAUAUCAAAUGAUGAUUUGUUGCACCUCUAAAAUAUUUAGACUUCUAUCUGCAAAAAUGUAACCAUCUGUACUGUUGUUCUGUUGCACCCCCUGAAGGGCUUCAGAAGGUUAAAAUAUACCUGUUGCUUGAAUUAUCAGUAGAUAAACUUCCCAUGUCUCCUGAAGAAAGCUAAAAUUCAUAAUACAGAAUAAUCAUAAUUCAUAAUACAGUUUUCUGUUCAAAGUUUAUUCAGUAUAAGCUUAGGCUGUCUAAACCAAAUUCUUAAUUACUUUCAUUUUAACUUCUUUUAUCAUACCGCUGUUCUGAUUAUAAAGAGGUUUUUCUCUGUAUGUCAGUAGUGGAGCAUGUUUAGAUACCUCUUAACUUCUGACUAAUGUUCACAUUUCCAAAAGACCUCCUCAGAUGUCGCAUAACUACAGAUACGGACUUUUAUUUGUAAACUUACUGGCAAAGUAGACUGAAGCUUAGUCCUACUAGCCUUUUGGUACGGGUAGUUUUUUUUAGAUUACGGUUUUUCCAAAAUUGACACUAUUGCUGCUAUUUGCAAAUAGCUUUUACACAUGUAGAUAAAACACAAAGCAACUUAACUUCCAAUUUUUAAGUCUAAUAAACUACUAUAUGCUGUGACAAAUGAGUGAGUAUGCCCUUUUUGAAAAGGGGCUGAUCUAGUCUGGAAGCUCAAAAAGUUUUUCAAACCUCAGUGAAGAAUAAAAAUCCAGAUAUUUAUCAAGGCUUUAGUAAUACCAUACAAGAAGACUGCAGCUUUUCUUUUUUUCCUUCAGGCUGAUUUAAAUGACUUAAAGCCUAAUAAAAAAAAAAAAAAGCAGGUCUUUUGUUUAUUAGUUAAAGAGCACAGAUUAAAAUUUAAAUAUGAGAAAUAGCCAUAGUUAGCCUAGUAUAAAAAUAUAGUUGUGUCACAGAGGUUGAAUGCACAAUAUUUAAAUAGGCAAUUAAGACAAAGCCUGUGGCAGGUUGUGGUUUUAGAUUCGGGUUAAAAUCAUGUGUAAUCUUACCUGGUGAAAAUGUGACUGCUUUUGUUUUGGGUACAAUUCUGUCACUUUCUUGCAUAAGCUGUCAUCAGACUUAGCUUCUGUAUGAAAAAUAAGAUGUUAGGUAUCAUACAAGGGCUUACUUGCAUCUUAGCCGAAGGUAUGGAACAGUAAACAGAAGUAUUUGCCUAUUUUUCCCUUGGGAAGGUAAGAUACAAAGAAAAAUUUCCUUCCUCCCAGAUCCUGGCUAAAAUACCUAGUCUUCCAUUAGGAAGACAUCUGCUUGUUUAGACCCACUUAUAUCCUGAAUUGCUUUGCUGCAAUGGAUCACUGUGGUCAGUACCUUUCACAGUGGACCGUUAUUGUCCCGAUCUCACUUCUUGUGAAGAUGAAGAAAAGGUGAGCGUGAGGUUGCCUGGUUAGUUACUUGUGGCGCAGCCUGAGCUCAUACAGCUUUCCCACAGCUAAGGCCUAAGGUGGUGCUUGAGGUCUCCCAGUCUAGGUUAAAGAGGAGCUGCUUUGGUAUGAGAAUAAGUAAGCACCUGGUGAAUAUCAGUUUCUGAUGCUAUUUUGCAAUAAAUGCAACUCUUGCGCAGACCAGCAAGUAUUCGGAAGUGGUUGCUUAGUGCCCAUGUGCCAGUGCACUUCGAUAUUUGUUUGUAUAGUGUUAACACUCAGUAUAUCCUAUUUCUUUGACUAUGUUUGCACUCCGUUCUAAAACAUUUUGCUGUUCUGGCUUUAAAUAUUUGUUUGGUCUCAGGUAUGUGGAUGUGACUUAAGCUUAUGCCCAGAGUGGUAGGAUGUCAUACCAUACCCACGUCUCACUGCUGGACUAGAACAUGGUUCUUUACAUUCUAGGCAUUGCCACGUAAAACUGUCAUACAAUUUUUAGGGAUGCUACUUGAAACAAUUGCACGGUGCAGGUAAGUCCUACAAAAGUAUGUCUUUUCUAAAAAUUUUAAUGAAAAAAAAAUUCAUGGUAUCAUUCUAGCUCCAAACAAGGGAAGUAAGAGAAUGUAUUGUUUUAGCAUGGGUUUUCCAAUGGUGGAUUUUUUGAGUGGUUAUUAUGAUUAAGGUAACUGCAAGUGAAAGUAUUCUAAAGCUUGUAUUUUCUCUUUUUCAUUCUGCCAAAAAUGGUGGUCAAUAGCAUAGAUGAUACCUUGUACUGUAGCAAGAGUCCUAACUUUCGUUCCUUGAAUUAAUGUUUUCUAAAUAAAUGGACACAGAAAUAAAAGGGUUGAAUAUUGUA
Messenger RNA from Phalacrocorax carbo (great cormorant), 4741 nucleotides. The record is from RefSeq and is a predicted model, not a curated record. Lineage: Eukaryota; Metazoa; Chordata; Aves; Suliformes; Phalacrocoracidae.